This is a messenger RNA of Diceros bicornis minor, 2875 nucleotides long. RefSeq names its product vexin (gene VXN). NCBI's taxonomy places the organism in Eukaryota, Metazoa, Chordata, Mammalia, Perissodactyla, Rhinocerotidae. The coding region runs from base 1 to 612 and encodes 203 amino acids. Gene Ontology annotation, biological process: neurogenesis; neuron differentiation. The record is from RefSeq and is a predicted model, not a curated record. The transcript is spliced from 6 exons.
AUGCAUCAAAUUUACAGCUGCAGUGAUGAAAAUAUCGAAGUUUUCACCACUGUGAUUCCUUCCAAGGUGUCCAGUCCAGCCAGAAGAAGAGUCAAAAGCUCUCAACACCUCUUGACCAAGAAUGUGGUGAUCGAGUCGGACCUCUACGCGCCCCGGCCCCUGGAGCUGCUGCCGCACCGCAGCGAGCGCCGGGACGGCGACGGCCGCAGGUCGGGCCGGCUGCAGAGCGCGCGGCCGCAGGGACCCCACCCCGCGAAAACCCCGGCCAGACCUGUGGGGAUUUCUGAACCCAAAUCAUCAAAUCGUUGUGGGAGUCGGGCAUAUGGAAAAUCUUUGAUUGCUCCGGUGGCCCGGAUCUCUGUGAAAGCCCCCACUGUCCUGGAGGUGGCAGCCCCGGGCUCAGAGAAUGGAGCUGUUCUGACAAGAGGAUCUAGACAUCUCAAGAAGAUGACUGAAGAGUAUCCAACCCUUCCCCAGGGAGCAGAAGCCUCCCUACCGCUGACAGGAAGUUCCUCCUGCGGCGUCCCUAGCAUCCUCCGGAAAAUGUGGACGAGGCACAAGAAGAAGUCAGAAUAUGUGGGAGCUACCAACAGCGCCUUUGAGGCCGACUAAAGGUGACCCUCCCCAGCUGCCCAGCGUUGGCCAAAGUUCACUGCACAAGGGGAGAAAACUUCCAGAUUGGAACUGAGCCACAUUCGCUUCUGUUAGUAGCUGGUCCAAACACAUCCUCCUCCCUUCCUAACUGAUUGCCCUGGCUUAGGAUGCAGGAAAGGAACUUCCCUCGAAGGCAAAAGAAAACUAUUCCUUCUUAGAAUCGAUAAAGCCACUGGUCUGAAAAUGACUUGUGGGGGUCAUAAAGUUUAUCUCCCUAUCUUUAAGCAAAACCACACCAAAAUCAAACUUUACCCAUUUUAAAGACCUCCAAGGAAGGAAGCAGGCAAUUCUUCAGUCUUCCUUGUGAGUCCUUCUAACGUGUGUGAUUUCUGGUGUAAAUGUAAGAGCUUGAUGUUUGAUACUAUUCUAUCACAAUUUAUUUCAUCUUGAGGAGGUACGGUUUUUAAUGACAAAGCACUACAUGUUUACUUAGUAGUUCUAAUAUCCACUUGAGAAUAUUGUCAAGGUUGGUUUUGAUGAUCAUUUGGCAUGACUGCAUGAAUUCUGUAUUCUUUUAUAUGAUUUUCUAUAGAAAAACAUGAUUAAAAAUUAAAUGUUGAAUGCUAAUGUUUUCUAAAGUGGCAUAGUCUAGUGGAAUUAAUAAUACCUUGCUUUGGUAUAAUGAUUUUAACUUUGAAAAGUGCUUUCCCAUCCGUUUUCUCUUAUUUUCACAAAAUCCCUGUUAAAGAAAGCACAAUUAUUCCCAAUCUUCAGAUGGAGAAACCAAGGCUUUAAGAGGCCAUGUGACUACGUACCAGAUAGUGGAACGAGAUACCAGGUCCUCAACUUCUCCACCAGAUUCCUUGCUUUGCUUACUCUAGCAAUGAUUUGACGAAGGUUUUGAGGAGUGGGGGUAUGUCUCUGGGGGCAACCUUUGAAGUGAAGAAUUUGAUAAAGUUGGAACAUGUAAGUGACUUGAAUGAAAUACAUCAUUAUGUAUUAGGUUGAACCAGAAGAAAUUGCUAUUUUGGUAGAUCAAAAACAAUUGCUUAUCAAUUUCAUGUAGUUCAGUCUAAUAUAUAAUAUUAUGCUUUCCUUCUUUUGAUGGAAAUGUCAUCAAUUCCAUUGUCAACAUGAGUAGUUUUAAAAUGAUAAUAUGAUAGUGAUAGCUUUUGUUUUUUAAAUGCUACUAUGUGCCAGGUGUGACACUGAGCGCUUUACCUACAUUAUCCCAAUCUUUCUAACAACUCUGAGUUAGGAGGCCUUAUCCAUUUAAUAGACAACAGUUGAAAGUGGUUAAAUGUUUAGUCUGAAGUCACAUAACCUACAUGGGUGUCAGGCUUCAGUGCCUGUGUUAUAUCUACUCUUACAACAGAAUAGCUCAGUAUAUAGAAAAGAUCAAGGUUAGGAAAUAUUUUCAUGUCAAAUACUAAACAUAGUUGCUUGGCAGAGGCUGCCUAGAGUACUGUGUGGCAAUGAGAUCUGAGAUAAAGGCGUGCAGUGACGAUUACUAAUGCCUGCCUGUGGAGGGGAUUAGUGGCAUAUGCCUGUGUAUUUAUCAUCUGUAGUUUCAAUUCUGCCCCCAGAAUGCUUGUUUUCUAAUUCAGAAGCUUAAAUUAAUCCAACUCAUUUAAUGAAACUAGAGACUCCAUGGUGAAAUUUAGUCUAGGCCUAUGUUGGAAAUUGCCAUGUCUUGGUACAAAGAAGAAUUUGGCCACAUUACUGGUCUCAGACUCAACUUUUAUUCAUAUGCUGCUGCUCUGUGGCCACGUGUUGCUUUUUGCUAAGUUACCUGUUUCCGUAUCUCCAGGUGAACAUAAGAAGGCAUGGUGGGAUAAGAGGCCUGGUCUUCUAGGCUUUCACCCUGCUGAUCUCUGCCCUUCAAGUGUUGUUUUAGACUCUGAACACCCAAUCCUCUCAUCGGAACAUGAUUUGGAGACUUGGGCAUCAAAUGUUCUUUCAAUGAGUGCCUCGUCUCAAUGGAGAGUCUAUUAGUGUUACACAGUAUAGAUAACAGGGCCUGGAACAAAGUUAGGGAGCAAACAGGUGAUAUAUGCUGGACCUAUCAGAGUAUCCUAAGAUUAUUUAUUUUAACUUAUUUAAUUUAUAACUGAUGUACUCUAUUUGUAUGUGGCAGCUGGAGAUUUCUAUAGGAUGGAACUAAUUUAUUUUUAAUUUAAAUAUUUCAUGAUGAAGUGUUUGCUUUGUACAGAACAUUUUAUUUGGCCAAUUCAAAUAAAAAUAAAGUGUGCUUUGUUUGUGACAUUAAUAAACCGCCACA